AAAUUGGACUUUGAGUUGACAGGGUAAUUGAAAAUUGAGGAAAGGCAGUGGUGGGUUUUGGCUCAAGGCAGGAAAAGGAGAGGGAGAUAUUAUUAAGGGGUACAAUGGUCUUUACGGAGUAUCGGGAGCGAAGCCAUCCGUUCCGUGGUAAAGGCAUCAGUGUACAAGUGCUGCUUCCGUUGAGUAUGGCCUUGGUAAAUGGGAAUUGGUAAAAUCAAAAAACAAUGUGUAAUGUGUAAUUCCCCUCGCUCCGAGUCCCCCUCACUCCUUUUACCUGCAAUAUUACGUUACGCAACUGCAAAAGCCUCUGUACGGCGUCGUUCUCUACCCUUUCAUUUUCCCUUUCUCCGACUCCGACUGCCUUCUUAGACUCCACGGCCUCAGCUCUGUCUAAGGACUAACGCACGAGCCCGUAGAAGGGUAGAAUCAAUACGGGGAGAGAUGGAAGAUAAGGAAAAGAUGGGCCAAGAUUUGCCGAAAUGUUCCGACAUCGAACUUGUUGAUGCGAGUGUUCAGCAAGAAGAAGAAAAAGAAGAAGAAGAAGAAGGAGAAGAAGAAGAAGAAGAAGAAGAAGAAGAAGCUCCUAUUCCGCCAAAGGAGGAUCAAAACCCUAGCCCAAGUGAACCCUUAACUCACCCACACAGAGGAACCAAGCAUGACGACGACAACAAAAACGUCGAAUUGCCUGGUUCUGACGCUGUAAAAGUUGAUACCAAAGGCAAUGCCACUGCUGCUGGUCUUGGUGAAUCGCCAGACGAUGGAAAAGGCAAUGGCCGUAAUAUUGUUGUUGAAAAUCAACCUAAGCCCCCAAAAUUCACUUCUCCUGACAGAUUUUUUACUCCCAAAGCUGUUGAUAAAAAUGUGGGCGGGGUCAAUAGUGGUUUGGAUGAUACCGAGAUGGCCGAGGUUGAGGAGUAUGCGACACCGGAAGAUGGUUCAACAUCUGAGCGAGCAGCAUUUAUGAAGGAGCUGGAGAGUUUCUAUAGGGAGAGAGCAUUGGAAUUUAAACCCCCGAAGUUUUAUGGAGAGCCACUGAACUGCCUUAAGUUAUGGAGAGCUGUUAUUAGAUUGGGCGGCUAUGAUUUGGUGACUGCAUCAAAGUUGUGGCGGCAAGUAGGAGAAUCUUUCCAUCCUCCAAAGACCUGUACAACAGUCUCUUGGACAUUCCGUAUAUUCUAUGAGAAGGCGCUUCUGGAAUAUGAAAAGUAUAAGAGGCAAAUUGGUGAGAUUCAACUUCCCGUGGGAUCCCUUCCUCAGUCCACCAGUGUUGAGAAGGAGGCAAGUGGUUACCAGGCUCAAGGAUCAGGCAGAGCACGAAGGGAUGCUGCAGCUCGUGCAAUGCAGGGUUGGCAUGCUCAACGUCUUCUUGGAUAUGGAGAGGUUGCUGAGCCUGUCAUUAAGGACAAGAACUUAAAUUCUACAGCAAAGCGCGAAAAAAAUCUCAGAAGCAUUGGUAUGAUCCCUGGUUCACUGAAACACAAGACACCAACUAACCUGGAGCAUUCUGAGAAAACUAUAACUGUUGAAGCAGAUAAGCAACUGGUCACAGCAGUUGUUGAUGUUGGACCUCCAGCUGAUUGGGUGAAGAUCAAUGUUCGAGAAACUAAAGAUUGCUUUGAGGUUUAUGCACUAGUCCCCGGGCUUCUGCGUGAGGAGGUGCGAGUUCAAUCAGAUCCAGCUGGCCGUUUGGUCAUAACGGGUCAACCAGAACAACUUGACAAUCCUUGGGGUAUUACACCAUUUAGAAAGGUUGUAAGUUUACCUGCAAGAAUCGAUCCGCUGCACACAUCUGCUGUGGUUAGCCUGCAUGGUCGACUGUUUGUGCGUGUUCCUUUUGAACAGGGAUCAAUUUGACUAGUUGCUUAGUUGCUUAAUUGGGUCGGUUGAUGAAUAUUUCUCGGUGUAGGAGUCGAAAAUUUUUGGUGAAACCAAGGAUAGGAGGUCAAGUUUCGGAACUAGUUGCAUGUCGAAAUGCUAUAUAUAUAUAUAUAUAUAUAUAAAUAUAUAUAAUGCAAAUUACGGCUAGUUUGUUUCUA
This is a messenger RNA of Ziziphus jujuba (common jujube), 2036 nucleotides long. Its product is annotated as AT-rich interactive domain-containing protein 6. The coding region runs from base 442 to 1854 and encodes 470 amino acids. Gene Ontology annotation, biological process: regulation of transcription by RNA polymerase II. Gene Ontology annotation, molecular function: DNA binding. Gene Ontology annotation, cellular component: nucleus. The record is from RefSeq and is a predicted model, not a curated record. NCBI's taxonomy places the organism in Eukaryota, Viridiplantae, Streptophyta, Magnoliopsida, Rosales, Rhamnaceae. The transcript has 14 exons.